This is a messenger RNA of Cetraspora pellucida, 4749 nucleotides long. The record is from the annotation of a GenBank genome assembly. NCBI's taxonomy places the organism in Eukaryota, Fungi, Glomeromycota, Glomeromycetes, Diversisporales, Gigasporaceae.
AUGGUAAAAUCAAAAAAACAACGAUCUUUGCUAGUUUCUCGAUUUGGGUCAAACGAAGACAAGGAAACACAGGAAAAUGAAAUUGAAGCUUUGAAAGCAAUUUAUAUGGAAGAUUACGUGCCCGUGGUUGUGACUUCAGCAUGGAAGGUCGCACCGACAUGUCAUGAGUUUCGACUUCAUCUUUUACCUCAUGAAGAGGAACUGAAGGAGCAUGUGUCAGUAGACUUGCACGUUAAAUUUCCAAAAACAUAUCCACGUUCAGCACCAGAUAUAAAAAUUGAAAAUGCACGCGGUCUUUCAGAGGAACAAAUGACUAAAGUUCGAGAACAUAUAUCUCGACUUAUCAAAGACAACCUUGGGCAAGAGAUGGUUUUCAAUAUCGCUCAAUACGUUCAAGAGUUUAUAACUACGAAUAACAAUGGCGUUAAAAUUUUGGCUAAGCAAUCUUUUCAUGAGCAAAUGUUAAGUCGAAAUGAAAAAAUAACCAAGGCCGAACAAGAAAAGGCAAUGGAAGAAAUGGAUCGUGCGCGUCAAACUGAAGAGCAAGAACGAACGGCAGAGAACUUGUUAUUACUUCAAAAAAUUCAGGAGGAGGAACAACGUCUAAUGGCAAAGGUCGAAGAAGAAAAGCAAAAAAGAAAGCAAUUGAAAGCUAAAGGUGCAAAUCCAUUAACAGACGCAUCUUCGGUAUUUAAAACUGUUAACUUUGAUAGAAAAAUUGUGCUGGAUCCUGGAGAUUCAUCGUCAGUUCCUUUUAAAUCCGUAAUUCUUGGACCAUUAGUAGGAAAAGGAAUAGUUGGUUCAACAUAUAUGGUUCAGGCAAUUAAUGACCAGAUUAAAGAUACGGCUCCAAAAGACCGUCAUGUUUUAAUUCUUAAAGAUAUUGAAAUUUCUGAACCGCAUUACUUAGAGCUGGCUGGCAAGGAAAAGUUAGAAGAUAUUGAGAGGGAUCUCGAUCGUAUUAAAAAGCUUCGUCAUUCGAAUUUAGUCGCUGUAUAUGAAUCCGAGCUUGAGAGAUGUGAAUCGGGAUGGAAAUUGCAUAUUCUCAUGGAAUAUUCAUGUGGAGGAACAAUGGUUGAUUUGUUAAAAAAAUGUGGUGUUGUUCGCUUACAAUUAGCGAGAGAAUAUAUGAAGCAGUUGUUGGAUGCACUGGAUUAUAUACAUGCUAACAGCUUUGUGCAUAAAGAUAUAAAAGCCUCAAAUAUACUAUUUACCGAAAUUCCUGAAAAGGAUGAAUAUAUAGCUAAUCUAGCGGAUAUUAGUUAUCACAGGAAGCUAUUGGAUAUGCAUAAAGAAUUCCCAUUUGUUAAAUAUUCAAGUGAAGAGCCGUGCAAAAAAUGGAUUUCUCCUGAACAAAAAUCACGGCCUAAUGUAUAUUCGAGAAAGAAUGAUAUUUGGUAUCUCGGUGUUAUUUUUGUGCAAAUGCUAUUCGGACUAAAUGCUAUACAAAAAUAUAGUUCGUUAGAUGAUUUGUUAAGUUCAUCUGAGUAUGAUAUUCCACCAGCUGUCCAAGAUGUUCUUAGAACUAUGCUUGAAAAAGAUCAUUUAAAAAGGCCAACACCAUUAGAAUUGCUUGCAAAACCUUUUUUCAGUGAAGGGUCUUCUAGCUUUUUGGAUACACCUUUAAAGUUCAUCAUGUCAACAGGAACUUUAGCUCCUAAAACUAUUACACCACCGUUCAUAAAAGAGAAUGACGAAUUAGCUGGUAGUUUUGGUGAGGGUAUUCCUCAGCAUACAUUUUCUCCACCAAAACCUUCGCAGCAUCAUGCUUUGUUUUCAAGAUAUAAACUUGAUUUCGAAGAAAUCGCGUUCCUUGGCAAAGUGCGUCUAAAUCCCAAUGACAUUGAAAAAACUCGCAAGAUUUUGCGGGAGGUAACCACAUUAUCUCGAUUGCAUCACCAAUAUGUUGUCCGCUAUUAUACAACCUGGUUUGAAGAUUCAGAUGGCUCCUUGAAUGAGACAAAGACCUUUAGCGAAGAUAUCAAUGGCGCUGUCAAUGAGUCCUUAGAUUCUGAUGAUUAUCCUGACGACGACGACAAUUUUGAUUUUCUUUCUGCUGAUGCAUCCAGCAACAUAAAAUUUAUAGGAUCGUCAUCUUCUUCAUCAGAUUCUGAAUUUGAAGUAAUGCAAGAUGAGAUAACAAGAGGAGUUGGUGUAGCAAGAAAUAAAGCUGUUUCCAAAAGGACGUUGGCCAGAGAGGAAAAAUGUCGUAUACUUUAUAUACAAAUGGAAUAUUGUGAAAAUAAAACCUUGAAAGAUAUCAUUGACAUAGGUGUAAAGGAAGAUGAAGGUUGGAGGUUGGGCAUGAUUCAUCGAGAUUUAAAACCAAGUAAUAUUUUUUUGGACAAAAACGGCGAUGUGAAGAUCGGCGAUUUUGGAUUGGCUACCACGAAUGAUAAUGACGCAUUAUUUGAUCCGGGUACUUUCAGAAUGUCAAUUUUUUACAGAAUGAACAGUAGAGAAGAUUCAAUGACUGGAGAUGUUGGGACGCUCCUUUAUGGCGCUCCUGAGGUUACCACUAAUGCUGGUGUGGGAACUCGCUAUAAUCAAAAAGUGGAUAUAUAUUCCUUAGGAAUAAUUUUAUUUGAAAUUUUCUACAAAUUUACUACUGAAAUGGAACGUCGAAUGACCAUCCUAAACCUCCGAAGGCCCGAGAUAACCUUUCCAAAAGAUUUUCCAUUCGACAAAAUGGACAAACAAGCACAUAUUAUUCGUUGGUGCCUGCAUCAUAAUUCUAAAAAUCGACCCACAAGCAUAGACCUUUUAAAAAGUGAAUGGUUACCAGCUAAAAUUGAAGAUGAACAUUUGCAAGAAUGCAUUAGAACAAUGGUUAAUCCAAGUACUCCACACUAUCGAUCUUUAAUGUCGGAACUGUUUUCCCAAUCAUCAGAUAAACAUAAAGAUUAUACUUAUGACUUUGGGAACGUUUCUUUUAACAUAUCGAGCGCUCUAACGUUUGGAAGAGUACGCGAUUAUAUGGUCAAGAUAUUUCGUCAUCAUGGCGCAGUGGAAUUGAUCACCCCUUUGUUGAUGCCCAAAUCUGAUAUAUACGAUGAGGACAAAAAGGCAGUUUUUUUAAUGGAUUCAGAUGGAGGAAUUGUACAGCUUCCUUAUGACUUGACGGUACCUUUUUCGAGACAUAUUUCACGUAACAAUAUUACAGAUCUAAAAAGAUAUACAUUUGAUAGAGUAUACAGGGAAAAUAUUGUUGGACAGCCUCGUAUAGUUAAUGAAGCUGAUUUUGAUAUAAUCCAUUCAACGCCUGCUCCAAUGGUUGCUGAAGCAGAGAUAAUGAAAGUGGUUGAUGAAGUUCUUGAAGAAUUCCCACCAUUAAAAACGAACAAUUAUUGUUUUUUUGUAAAUCAUACAAGUAUCGUAGAAACAAUUUUUGAUUGCUGUAGAAUACCUGGGGAAAUUCGGCGUGGUGUAUAUAAUUUACUCAGCCAACUUGAUAAGAAAUAUACGAUGAAUCAGAUCAGGACACAACUUAUGGACAAAUAUGACAUGCCAAGGAGUGUGCUGGAUGAAUUAGUUCUUUUUGAUAUUAGAGGAGACCUGAAUUCCAUUUCAGCUUCUUUGGACAAGUUGAUUCCCGCGGGUAACAUGCGUAAACGAAUACAUGAAGCAAUUAACGAUUUCAAGCUUUUGUUGACAUACACACAAUGUCUCGGCAUUCGUCAUAAUAUUAUAUUUGUGCCAUUGCUAACGUAUAAUAAUCAUUAUUACAAGAAUGGAAUGAUUUUUCAAACUGUUGACAGUAGUCGGAAAGACGUGAUUGCUGCUGGUGGAAGAUACGACUCAUUAAUACAAAAAUUUCGGCAUCCUAUAGCAAGUGGAACAUCUGUUAAUCGGCAACAAAUACUUGCAGUUGGAGUUAACAUAGCAGUACAAAAAAUAGUCGUCGCUCUAGAAACUUAUCAAAUCGCCAUAUCUAAAAUGAUUCAGAAGAAGAAGCUUGAAGAGGAAAGGAGUUUUGGGUUCUGGGCGCCAAAAAAGUGUGAUGUAUACGUUGCAAGCUUUGGCAAAAUUAUGUUGCAGGAACGCCUGGAUCUUGUUCAUGAAUUGUGGGCACAUAACAUUAAAGCUGACUUCAUGUAUGAAGAACCGGUAGAUCUUACUCCUGAAAUUCUGGCAUCUUCAUGUAGGGAAAAAGGGAUCAAUUGGAUAAUAACAAUGAGACAUAAAAAUCAAGAUUUGUACACUUUGAGAGACGCUGUAACUAUUUUCAAAAUAAAGAAUUUGAUACUGAAAACUGAAGAAGAAGUUCCCCGUAAUGAGCUUUGCGUAAAAUUAAAUAGUGAAAUCCAAGAACAAAUGAGAAUUGAUUUAUAUGCCUCAGGAUCCAAAUUUCACAAGCAUUAUUUGAUAGCACAGACGGAUUUGAACAAUGAUUUCAGCAAUAGCAGUAUGCCAUUAUCAUUAGAAGCCUCUUGUAAUCGAUCAAAAUUAUCUAUCAAGAUCGUUGUACCUCCCACAACAAAUAAAGGCAAUAAAAAAAUGAAACAUAAGCAGAAGCAAUUACUUAUUGAUAAAGUGGCAGUAGACGUAAGUCGUGAAUUACUACGCAAAAUCUCAGAUUGUGAUGUACUAGAUGAUGAAUCAUUUAAAUGUAAAAUAUUUGAUCUGGUUUCUCCCCAACAAAAAGAAUAUUUAAGUAGUAUUCAAAGUUAUCUCAAAAAACUACGAAGCAAGGAAGGUUACAAGCAUAUUUGGUUAUAUUCACAUAGAGAUGAUUUUGGACUUUUAUAA